Tetrahymena thermophila SB210 is the source of this 432-nucleotide messenger RNA. RefSeq names its product oxalate/formate antiporter protein. Gene Ontology annotation, biological process: activation of GTPase activity; nucleocytoplasmic transport. The transcript has 6 exons. Gene Ontology annotation, cellular component: cytosol; perinuclear region of cytoplasm; nucleus. Gene Ontology annotation, molecular function: GTPase activator activity; small GTPase binding. Lineage: Eukaryota; Ciliophora; Oligohymenophorea; Hymenostomatida; Tetrahymenidae. The record is from RefSeq and is a predicted model, not a curated record.
AUGAUAUAAUAGAUUAAAGAAUAUAAUAGAUUAGAAGAUUUUUUAAGGUCUUCACUUUCAUCUCAUUAAGUUGUACAUAUUGCUAUGAGGUCUAAUUUGAUUAGUGAAGGUGCAUCACGCUUAGGUUCAGCUUUAGCAAAAUGCAUUAAUCUCUCAAAUUUGACACUUUACCUUUAGUCUAAUUAUAUUAGUGAUGAAGGUGUAUCAGGCUUAGGUUCAGCUUUAGCAAAAUGCAUUAAUCUCUCAAAUUUGACACUUUACCUUAGUUACAAUUCAAUUGGUGCAAUGGGUGCAUCAGGCUUAGGUUCAGCUUUAGCAAAGUGCAUUAAUCUCUCAAAUUUAAAACUUGAUCUUCGGUCUAAUUAAAUUGGUGAUAAAGCUGCAUCAGGCUUAGGUUCAGCUUUAGCAAAAUGCAUUAAUCUCUCAAAUUGA